Nerophis ophidion (straightnose pipefish) is the source of this 629-nucleotide messenger RNA. RefSeq names its product ubiquinol-cytochrome-c reductase complex assembly factor 2. The record is from RefSeq and is a predicted model, not a curated record. Gene Ontology annotation, biological process: mitochondrial respiratory chain complex III assembly. The transcript is spliced from 4 exons. The coding region runs from base 188 to 574 and encodes 128 amino acids. Gene Ontology annotation, cellular component: mitochondrial matrix. Lineage: Eukaryota; Metazoa; Chordata; Actinopteri; Syngnathiformes; Syngnathidae.
ACGCUUGACGGGCCGGGCGGACUUUUCUUGACCGUGGCUCCGCUCAUGAUGCUAAUGGACAGCCGGUGAGACGCAGCAAGAAGCAGCAAGGUGGAGCAGACCGGAAGGGGCGCCGAGCUGGCCGACUACGGCGAGCGAGAAAGCACAAAAGAAAGGACGUAAUUACCCAACACAGACGGAGCUAGUGAUGGCUGCCACUCGUUACCGCCGCUUCCUAAAGUUGUGCGAGGAAUGGCCUCUGGACGAGACCAAGAAAGGCCGAGAUUUAGGAACGUUUCUGCGGCAGCGAGUAGCAGCCGCCUUUCGAGAGGGGGAAAACACGCAGAUCUCAGAUACAGAAAAGUGUGACCUAAUGUAUGAAAGCCUGGCAAGAAUGAAUACAAAUACAUACAGACAGAGAUUUCCACGUGUGAGAGACACAAGCUUCACUGGGGUCACAGUUGAAGAGUGUAAAUUACUGUUGUCUGGCAGCGUGCAACAGACGGAGGAUGAAAAGAAGAGCUUGUGGAAAACAUUAACGGAGAGAUUUUCCUCCAAAUCAGACGAGGGUCCGGAGAAAGCGCCUGAAAAAUAACAUUUAAUGAUCUUGUUUUGUGGUUACAUGUACAGAAAUAAAAUGAUUAUUGCUA